Macrosteles quadrilineatus (aster leafhopper) is the source of this 2070-nucleotide messenger RNA. Its product is annotated as mediator of RNA polymerase II transcription subunit 9-like. Gene Ontology annotation, biological process: regulation of transcription by RNA polymerase II. Bases 51 to 407 code for a protein of 118 amino acids. Gene Ontology annotation, cellular component: mediator complex. Gene Ontology annotation, molecular function: transcription coregulator activity. The record is from RefSeq and is a predicted model, not a curated record. The transcript is spliced from 3 exons. NCBI's taxonomy places the organism in Eukaryota, Metazoa, Arthropoda, Insecta, Hemiptera, Cicadellidae.
ACUUAUGUCAGCGUCAGCUUGUAUUUGUGUCUGUCAAGUCAAAUAUUGAUAUGGAUGUAAUUAAUGAACAGCAAGAGCAAACCAAUUCUGAAUAUAAACCAAUCACUGUAGAAAAUCUUGAUGUUGAUUUUCUCCCUAUUAUAUAUGACAUUAUUAGAAGUGUGGAACGAGACCCCCAUGAUAAUGCUCAGAAAAAUUCCCAGUCCCAGGACAUAAGCCAAAAGGUUAUCGAGCUUCAUAAAAAGUUGGAAGUUGCCAAAGAACAAAUCCGCAGACUUCCCGGAGUUGAAUAUAGCAAAGAAGAACAACUCGAGAAACUUGAAACUUUACGAAAACAGUUGCGAUUGAAGAGGGAACUUCUUCAGAAGUAUAGGAAUAUGUACUUACUUGACUUCCUAAAGCCCUAGAUAUUCUUUGGAUAUGAUAUUUCGUUUUCUUCUUCGUUAUCUGGCAAAUAACGAACAAUUAGUGAACAAACUAGCCGACUCGUAUCCUAUCAGAAGAGCAGCCAGAUUCUUCAUCAAGUUCAUAACUCAAACUAAAAGUGUAGUUGAUAGUGAAGUGGCCUCUGGUAGACUUAAAGACAUUAAUUUGUCACACAUGAAAAACCUUGCGGCUAAACUAGAAAACCAACUAAAGCAAAUAAAAGAAGAUUUAGAAAAACAAGUUAAGAAGUAGUAUUUUAUGAAGUAACGAAUGACUUUGGUACCGUAGUGUUUAAUAUUGUUUGUUGAACCUUUAUUUUUUGUGAAAUCUCGCAACGAUGAAGAGCCAUUCGGUGAUUUUUAUCGACAACCAGUGGUCAGAAGAUUACCCUGGGAAAAACAAAUACUCCAACAAUAGUUUUAUAGGAUGCCUUGUUAACUAUUUUACUGUGCCGCCAUGGGUUUUGCCGAAACGAAUCGCGUUGGCAUUCAUGCCACCUAUUCUAGGAGACAAGUCUAGACGAGUGUAUGUGGACUUUGUCGGACCGUGUCUUGCGAUUUUGACUCUAGCUGCUAUCUUGCACUAUGGACAUUCAUACAAAGUGCAAUCUGCAGCUUUAAAUACAAGCCCUACUGAAAUUUUGCUUUAUUAUUGCGCUAUUUUUCCUCUGAUUACGUUUGUUUUGGCUAAAUUAGGCCGUGCCACCCUUGGGUUCUUGGACAUAGCGUCUCUUCUCGGCUACGGUCUUUACGGUCACAUUUUUACGUUGGCCGUUUCACAACUGUUUGACCACGAAAGGAGCAACGGAGUGUUUUUCACCAAUCUGUUCGUGUUCGGAGGACUGAGUGGUCUUCGCAUUGCUCUCGUACUGUUAGCCUCCAUCCCUCGCCCAGCGUCUAGAUUACUAGUCUGCAGCACUGCCACCAUCGUUCAUCUAGUGUUUGUGAUUUUUGUCCACUUUGCUUACAUGCAUUCUACAUUUGUUUAUGGUUCUGGUACUGGUAAACACCAUAUAUGAAAUAUAGUCUUUUUGAAUUUUUUUGCCUUAAUUAAUCUGAUUUAAUCAGUGUAAAUUUUGCGACUUUCACCAUGUCAAUUUAUCUUUUGUCUACAAGAAAAAAUUCAACUUGAGAGACUUAUAACUCAAAAGUGUUUUACGUUUUUGUGGUGAAGGUUUUAAUUUUUAUAAAUUAAAUAGGGAAUUAGCAAACAUUCUUGUCAGUAAAAGUUAUGUGUUUUAUGUUAAUAUUUAUUUAGCCUUCCAAUUUUGCGUGAACACAGUUGAAUUGUUGUGUGUGUUUUCCUUGGAAUACUUGUAUUUUGGUAAACUGAAACAAACCUGAGGUAGUAAGGGAGUUGUUUAAACAUACUGAAAGUAGUUUGAACCUCGUUGAUCAAAUACAAUAUUGUGAUUAUAUUUGUGAAACUAUUAUUUAAUAUAACCAAUGAAAAUUAUUAUUUGUAUUACCUUUUUAAAUCUACUGUUUAAGUUUUCACUAACCUACCUUUUUUUGUGAAAGUGUUUGAUUUACUACCGUUAUCAUGGCUGUGUAGAUUUAAUCACAUUGUUUUAAUCUGUCAUUUUUUGUUUCUGAGUUGGAUAAUGAAUCGAAUAACAAAUAAAGUGAAUCCAUUUCACUGGUG